UAAUCGGGUCCGGUUAUUAUACAUAAACAAAUACUUAUGCACGCUGCAUAAGUCCAGCCCACUAGCCGAGCCCAACACGCCUAGCCCAACCCAUUCCUUCCUACAACGGCUUCCCACUAACGACGUUAACUCCAAAAGUAACGGUUAUCUCGCAACUAACAUUUUUCUGUCCAAAACCAACAACAAUCGUUCAUCAUCACCAUCGCCGGAAUCAACAUCAUCACCGGAAGCUACAUUCAUCAUCACCGUCACUGAAAUCUACAAUCAUUUCCAUCAGAGUUCACUCCUUCAUCAUCACCGUCACCGAAAUCAAUCUUCAAAACCAAAUACUGUUGAUUUCUUACACGCAAGUAAAGGAUCAUCAUCAACGAUUCACUUCCAAAAAGCAAAAUGAAGAAAACGACACAGGUGAAAAAAUCAAAGAACGUACAGGAAUUGCCAUCCUUCAGUAUCGGGCUGACACCGUCAGAUGAGGAUAAAAGGAAUGACACCGAUUCAUCAUCCAGUGGUGGUCAAAAAAAUAAGCGAAAAACAGGAGCUGCAAAAGGUAAUGAAAAGAAGAAUAAAAAAAAGAAGGAACAUACAAAGGGUGAUGAAAGCAUUGCUUCUCGUGGUCGUAAUAAGAAACCACAAAUAGAGGCACAAGAUUCCGAUGAGACAAGUUCGGAUGAUGAAAAUGAAAGGAAUGGUAAGAAAGUUUCUUGUGCUGUUGAAAAUGUGAAACAAGAUAUGGUGAAGAAAGAUUCUGAUGCAGAUGCAAGACUGAGACAUAAGAUGAGUGUACCUAAGGUCUAUGACCUUAUGCAUUCAGUACAUGUCAAAAAAAGGAGAGACGAAAUAAUUGACCAACUAAACAACUGUGGCUUUGGAGGGAUGCUACAUAUCUGUAACUGGACAAGGAUCCACACCUUUUUUAUCGAUUGGGUUGUCAGAAGAUUUGAAAAGGAACAUAUGUGGAUAAGAUUGAGCGAUACGGAGGUCCUAGAGUUGAAAGAGGAUGAUGUGCAUAGAGUCUAUGAACUUCCAAUGGCUGGAAAGAAGAUAGACACUAAUCUUUGCUCUGAUGGAGCAAUUAGAAGGCUAAGGAAGGAAUUGGGAUUGACUGGAGAUUAUUCUCCAGUUGUGAAGGUUGCUGAAUUAGAAAGGAUACUGAAGACUACAGAAAAACCUAAAACAUGGGUGAAGGGUAUAAUUUGUUUCAUCAUUCAUAACAUUUUGUGCCCGACUAAUAAAGGCAAUGUGUCACUGCAGUAUGCAGAUAUUUUAGAAGAUCCAGCCGGUGUAUCUUCAUAUAACUGGUGCUCACAUGUUCUAGACUAUAUGAAAAAAGGCCUGCAAUCUCCAGGAGUUUUAAAUCCAUUAGCAGAUUUCCACUUCCUAAUGAUUAACUACAUGGAUAAAAUGGGGAAACGAAGCCCAUUUUUGACGGGCAAAUACAAGCGGCCAUCCCUUCGUGAUUGGGAUGUCAAGGCGGCAAACCAGGAACUUGCCAAGAUCCAUGAUAUCAUGGGGCUUGAAAAUGGAUUGACAGCUGGGGUAACAAGUCUGUACAGACCCGCAGAAGGUCCGCUUGUACUGUGUUUUGAUGCAGACACAUGCCCACUGUCUAAGGCAGAAAUGUAUCUUAAUCACUGUAGGUCUUGUAUAAAUAUCUAUACUAGAUCCGCAACAACAUUGGAACGACGAAUAGCUGAGGCAACUGUCGGAACUUCUGGGAAAAAAGAUGCAGUCCCAGAAGAAACAAAAACUGACAAGGACAAUCCAAUGGAAGCCCAGGCUGAAAGUGAAAAGAAUAACAGUUCCAAUAAAGACAAUGAUGCAGACAAGCACAAUGAUGAAGGGUUGAAUAAUGACAAUGAUGCAGAAGAUGAGAUCAAUGCCAAAAGCAUUGAUGAAGAUGACAACGAUGAAAAGGAUGAGAUCAAUGCCGUGAUAAUUGAUGAGGAUGACAAUGAUGAAGAAGAUGAGAUCAUUACCAAGAUGAUUGAUGAUUCAGUUAAGGCAGCAACCAAAAUCAUUGAUGAUUCAGUGAAGCUGACAAUGACACCGGAAACAAACAAUGUUGGACUCACAUUAACACAGGAAACUAUCAUCAAGUUUCCGGAGUUUUUUGAUGGGGCUGAAGCUUCAAACGCAGGGUUCGAUAAAAAUCAUUCAGUGUCACAAGGAACAGAUUCAGUUACACAGGAAACUAUCUCCAAGUUUCCAGAAUUGUUUGAUGGGGCUGAAGCUUCAUAUGCAGAGUUGAAUAACGAUGAUUUAGUGAAAAAAGAUUCAGUGCCACAGGAAACAGAUUCUGAGCUAGUGUUGGUACCACAUGCGAUGCAUCAGGAGAACCCUACAAAAUCUGACUCGAAUGUAGUCAUAAAUGCAAUUCCAUUAAAGUCAAUACAGCCAGAUGAAAUAAUUGACUUGGACAAUGUCACUCCAAAGAAAAGAAAAAAGCAUAAUAUGCUUUAUUCUGAUAAUACAUAUCCUGAGCGUCGACGGGCGGUGAAGAAAUCGAAAUACCUUGCAAGCCCAUAUGAUGACGCUGUCCACAAGUCUGCUGCAACGGAGUUGCAGAAAAAAUUAUCAACAUAUGCUUGGAACCCGGAGCUUGAUGAGGAUCACAUUAUGUACUGCUCAGACAACAAGGCUCAUUUGUAUUCUCUACAAAGGGCUGACUUCUGGACCCUUCAAAAAGAUGAAUGGGUAUCAUGCUUUGUCAUAAACAGUUGGGUUAAUUGUUUAAAUUGGAAUCAGCAGGACAACAUGACAAGACUAGUGACACCAUUGGUUAAUUAUUUUGACAUGGAAAGAAUGCCUCCUGUAACUAAAUCAAUUGCGCACUGGAGAUUCGUUGACAGACUGAAAAAUUUUAAGUACAUGGAUUGGAAGGCCAUUGACCCUACAAAGCUAGAAUACAUCAUGACACCAGCAAUAGCUGGCAAUCCAGGAAGCCAUUAUGUCUGCUUUGUCGUCAAUUUUAAAAGCCACAAAUUUGAAUUCCUAAACAGCUUGACGGGGGGAGGAGAGAAAUUGCAGUUACCAAAUGGUGAACCUAGCUUAUACAAACAGAUGUUUGAUGUUUGGCUGAAUGAGGUGGAAGCAUUUGUGACAGAAUUAUAUAAGUUAUGGAAAAUCAAAAUGCCUUUCCAAUUCACCACAUUCAAUUGGGAUACACCAAAGGUGCCUACUCAAGUUGAUUCAGACAAUUGUGGAGUGUUUUGCAUGAAGUUUCUUGAUGAAUGGGGUGGUGAAAUGCAAUCUUUCAAAGGUUGGUCCAAACUUAGGAAACAUGGGGACAAUGGAAAGAUUGCAAAAAUUAUGGAUCUCCGCAUUGAUCUAUGUUCAGCUAUAUUAACCAACUCUAGCAAUUCCAGAAAAGAACAAGUCCUGAAGGAUGCAACUUGAUGGUUUUUUUUUUUGACAAAGAAGCAACUUGAUGGUUAAGCACUACAAUUUGUAAAAUGGUUUGAUGCUUCUCUGUAAAAUGGUUAGAAACCAUUAGUGGUAUUAAAUGGUUUCAAGCUGUUGUACAAAGAAACCAUUUGGCAACAGGGUUUAGGAUGUUUUAAACAUUUUAAUAUUUGUUUACAUAACAUUUUAGUUUUAAUGGAUUUUACUUUGUAUGGUAAAAUGUAGUUGUUUAUGUUGAUGCUAUGAUUAACUUCUUAUUUAAACUUUAUGGUAUCCGGAGCGUUGU
Messenger RNA from Trifolium pratense (red clover), 3688 nucleotides. RefSeq lists its product as uncharacterized. Gene Ontology annotation, molecular function: cysteine-type peptidase activity. Lineage: Eukaryota; Viridiplantae; Streptophyta; Magnoliopsida; Fabales; Fabaceae. The coding region runs from base 391 to 3396 and encodes 1001 amino acids. Gene Ontology annotation, biological process: proteolysis. The transcript has 11 exons. The record is from RefSeq and is a predicted model, not a curated record.